AUGACCACGGACUACUCUCGGGAGGAUCAACCAGACAUUCGAAGGACGGCCGAGCUUUGUCAUCACAUCACCUCGGCUCUUCCAAAGGCUCUAUUAGAUGACCGGAACAUUGAAAGGAGCCAGCCCUUGAUAACAGACGCACCCGUCCUUCACUCGAACGGCGUCGGCGAACCUCAUCAUCACAUUGCAUCACUCCACGCACAUUCAGCGCCCUCUACCCACCAGUCCCCCAAAGCUGCCCAGGCACGGAGCGCCAAGACCGCAUCUUCCCCCGUACGGUAUCGCCUGGUGGCGCCCUCAAGCAAUGAAGAGCGCCCUGAGCUGGUUUGGCAGCACAGCCCCAGCGACAGCGCCAAAAAGACCGGAGCCAGCGCCAGCCCAGUUAGUGGUGGGAUCAGUAGCGCGGGUCUCAGCGCUGUUGGUGGUGCCGCCCACUCCCACCGGCCGUCCAGCACUGCGACCAUCGCCUCCGCCGAUAAUUGUUAUCGCGCAUCCUCGACGGACCCUUCUUUUGCCUCCCACUCGCCCUCACUUUUGGACCAUUCGUCACCAUCGCCGACUCCCUCCCCGCAGCCUGCGACGCCCAACUCGCCGUCCAGAGAUCGCGCAAACCUGCUCAGCGAUCCCGCAUCCGCCCAAACCAAACCCAAACCCAUCGACAUCGUCGCGCCCUACCGCAGCUCGUCGUCUCGACCGCCCUCGGCGCACAUCCUCGACCUUGGUCACGACAAUUUUGGAACCUCGGAUAUCGAGCUCUCCGACCGCUCCAUCGACAUGACCACCGGCCCUUCCCUCGACUCGGCCAUGGGCCGCAGUCGCCAAGACUCCUUCGUGAGCGCUGGCGCCAAGCCCAUCUCCAUGAUCAACCCCAACCGCGAGUCUCACCGCCAGCGGCGCGAGUCUCUGGCUGGCAGUAUGAUGGGAGGCGUGAGCUGGGGUGGCCUCUCCGUGAGCAGUUUCAUUCGCGAUGAGAUACAAAUGACGGGCACUUCGCCCUACCCUGCCUACCAGUCGCCAUCUUUCCACUCAUCUUCAUAUAUCCCCAAGCUCGAGGCCAACUUCAUGCGCGACUUUAUGUGCUGCGAUCGAGUUUGGCCCACGAUGCAUGACCUUCUUCAGCAUUACGAAGAGAACCACACUCAGCCCAACAACAACUCAUCGAGGAACUUUGCCUCCCAAGGCCCUGCCGGUCAGAGUGUUCCGCGGCCGUCCGCUGGCAGAGGUAUGAACCCAGGUAUCAUGGGCGCUGGACAGCUAGGCAGCCCCGCUCAGCAAGGUCGGCCAGGCGCUGGUGUUUCGGGCGCUGGCGUUGGUCUUGGUAUGAGUGGACUCCAGCAGAUGAUGCGACAGCAGCAACAAUCUACGCCCGUAGCACAGAAACACGCUACGUUGUCAGCGAUGAACGAUGACAUGGAUACUGUCGGCGACAUGGAGAUGGACGAUGCCGUGGGAGUCAUGGAUAUGGACGAUUCGCAACGCACUAUUCAGCAGACUCGACAGAUGUUUGGCCAGCAACGACCCCAACUCAACCUGACCAGCCCCGGUUUGACACAGCAGGCUCUGCGUACUUCAGCGCCGACCACCCCUGCCGCAGCGAGUUUCGGCUUCGUCAACAACCCUACUGUCUCCUCCGUCAACACUCCUACCCUGACCACACAGCAGGGAUUCACCCCACGUAACCAGUUCUCUCAGGACAGCCCCUUGACUCCAGGAGGUGUCGAUGCCGACGACGAUGGCCAGAACGUCCCCAUGAAGAUGAACUUCGCAAACCUCAACCUGAACGGCUCUCAGCAGGCCGGGCUCGGUUUCGGCAACGGCGUCGGCGGGCUCGAUCUGAACUGCAUCGAUGAUCCCGCCAAGAGUCUCUUCAGCCCUACCAACUCCCUCAACGCCUCCCUGGCCAACCAGCAGCGGCUCAACCAGCAACUGGGCCAAUUUGGCCUCGACGCGAGCCAGUUCCCUCAGGGCACCGAUGCGCAGGCGCUGCUCCAGCAGAUGAGCGCGGCACUGAUCAUUCCCCAGGAGGAACACAAGCCAUACAAGUGUCCAGUUAUCGGAUGUGAAAAGGCCUACAAGAACCAGAACGGUCUCAAGUAUCACAAGACCCACGGCCACGCUACUCAACAGUUGCACGAGAACGGCGAUGGCACAUUCUCCAUCGUUAACCCGGAGACGUCUGCCCCAUACCCCGGAACCAUGGGGAUGGAGAAGGAGAAGCCAUUCAAGUGUGACACUUGUGGCAAGCGCUACAAGAAUCUGAACGGCCUCAAAUAUCACAAACAACACUCUCCACAGUGUGACCCAGAGCUUCUUGCUCAACAGCAGGCGCUCAUAAAUACGAUGGCGCAACAACUAGGGAACCAGAACGGACUGAACAUCAACUUCAACGGAAUGAACGGCAUGCUUCCCAACAUUGGCGAGGAGGCUAUGCAGUAA
Messenger RNA from Thyridium curvatum, 2436 nucleotides. RefSeq lists its product as uncharacterized. NCBI's taxonomy places the organism in Eukaryota, Fungi, Ascomycota, Sordariomycetes, Thyridiales, Thyridiaceae. The transcript has 5 exons. The record is from RefSeq and is a predicted model, not a curated record. Bases 1 to 2436 code for a protein of 811 amino acids. Gene Ontology annotation, cellular component: nucleus.